GCUGUUUGUUUCCAGCCGGACAGUUUUCAGUGUGUCAUGAUGGCGGCUCUGAGGACGGCAUUAUGUGGACGGUUCCUGCAGCCUCUCCCCAUGUGUUUGGGGUCUCUGCGCUUUGCCAGCUCCUCUUUCAAGGCUGCAGAUUUAACCAUCGAGAAGAGGAAGACCCCGAACCCCAAGCCCGGCCUGUCCAAUCUGGGCUUUGGGAAGUUUUUCUCUGAUCACAUGUUGACUGUGAACUGGACAGAGAAAGGAGGAUGGGAAACUCCUCAAAUUAAACCUUUCCAAAACCUGUCGCUCCACCCGGCAUCCUCCGUUCUGCAUUACUCCAUUGAGCUGUUUGAGGGUAUGAAGGCGUUCCGGGGAGUGGACAAUCAGAUCCGUCUGUUUCGGCCCAUGCUGAAUAUGGAGCGUAUGUACCGCAGUGCAGACCGCUGCUGCCUGCCGUUGUUUGAUAAGCGCGAGCUGUUGGACUGUAUUAAGAAGCUGAUUGAUUUGGACCAGGAGUGGGUUCCGUACUCCACCGACGCCAGUCUUUACAUCAGACCCACCUUCAUCGGCAUUGAGCCUACAUUGGGCGUGUCCCGAGCAGGCCACGCCCUCCUGUUUGUCAUCGUGGGGCCGGUGGGGCCGUACUUCUCCACAGGAGCCUUCAAUCCCGUGUCCUUGCUGGCGGAUCCUCGCUUCGUGCGAGCCUGCAGAGGCGGAGUAGGAGCCUACAAGAUGGGCAGUAACUAUGGGCCUACUAUAGCCAUCCAGAGUGAGGCAGUGAAACAGGACUGUCAGCAGGUUCUGUGGCUGUACGGUGAGAAAGAGGAGAUCACUGAGGUCGGUACCAUGAACCUCUUCAUCUACUGGACCAAUGAGAAUGGAGAACGAGAGCUGGUCACUCCUCCACUAGAUGGCAUCAUUCUCCCCGGAGUCACCAGACAGUCUCUGCUGGACCUGGCCAGGGAGUGGGGUGAGUUUAAGGUGACAGAGCGGACUCUGUUGAUGAAGGAGCUGCUGGAGGCUCUGAGAGGAGGACGGGUGUUGGAGGUGUUUGGAGCAGGGACGGCGUGUGUGGUGUGUCCUGUCGGCAGUCUGCUCUAUAAAGGACAGCAAUAUGAAAUCCCAACCAUGAAGAAUGGUCCUGAGCUCGCCACCAGGUUCUACAAAGAACUCACUGACAUCCAGUACGGACGCAAAAGGAGCGACUGGGCUCCGGUUAUCGGCCCCUGAUCUGACGCCGAUGUCCUCCAGUCACCUCCCGGCACUCGGAGUCCUCCACACGGUUCACUUCCCAUGUUACACGCUGUAGCUUUGUUUCUUCUUGCGUUAGGUGUAGGGACUAAAAACAGUAUAAACUAUAAAGAAAAAGAAAACAUGACACGUCUAACAGAAUAGAAACGUGGUUUUAUUUUGAUAAUAAAUGAUAGUGAUAGUGUAGAGUGUGGUCUGUAGCAGCAGAGCAGCUGUGAGGUAAAACGUCUAAAGCACAAUUUAUGCAAAUAACUCUUACAGUAUAAAAAUAUCGUAAGGUGCAAUAAGGGUUAUAUCGUCUCUGUGGAACAGUUACUGAUUGUGUGUGUGUGUUUGUUUUUAAAAGGUGAGCCUUCGAUCCUUUAUGUAUAAAAUCACCUAAAUUACCGUAUUAAAAUAGGCGUAACAAGAUUAAGCAAAGGUUUAAAAUGUUUCAAAACACAGGUUAGGAUCUAUAUAUAUAUUUAUUUUUUGUACUUUAUUUGUUCCAAUCUCCUCCUCUAAAUGUAGUCGGUGUCUGUGUAAACGGAGGGUGUCAAUAAUUAUAUCUGGAGUGUACUUUAGAAAUAUUUUAACCAGCAGUACAAAUAUUGAUGUUCCAUAAGUGUAUAUCGGUGAAAUGUUGACCUAAAGGAAGAGGCGGAGUCAAAGGUUUUAAAUAUGAAACGUGUGUGUGUGAGAGAGAGAGCGAGCUGGCGGGACACCAGAUGAUAACUCCUGAUUUUAUUGUUACACAUCAUUUAUUCAGAGAUUCUGUAGAUAACUGCUGCGGAUAUUUAGAUCAUUUCGGUGAAUUGUUGCGAUAAAAGUUCACAAGCGAAAAACUGUUCAGCUUUAAAGUUUAUUUUUGGAUGUCAAAUAACCGAAUAAACACUCCAUGAAAACUCUGCACUAAGACAUCAUGAUAUUAGCUAUAAACAAUCCUUCAUUCUUAGUCAUCGCACUAGAUUACUGUACGUUACAACUCGAUUUUUUUUCUUUGCUUUUAUCCUGUCAAGAAACGAACUUCUGCCUUUUAUCUUUUUUUUUUUUUGUCUUUAUUUUCUUCCGAAGCCAUCUCAUCAUCUUUCUUCCUCCCAAGUGCCUGAUGACACUAGACCUGUUUUCUUCACUUUGCAUGUGGUUCUGCAUUUGGACUGUCAGGACUUUGGCCACGUGCUUUUGUCGUGUCUGCCCCGCCCUUGUCUCGUCGUCCCCGCCUCUGCACACCUGUUCCUCAUGUCGAGCCACGUUGCCUUGAGCAGCGCGGAAUCCUCUGUCGUCGUCUAAUGUCGUCUCUUGUCGCGUCCUGUUUUGUGUUUUUUUUUAUUUAAUAAAUCCUGUUUUCUUUUGUGCUAUCCUGCAUUUGGGUCUGUCUUAUCCCCACGUCCCUGACAUGGACUUUUAUUUUAACGUGUUGUAAGUGUGCUGUGAGCGAUUCGGGAUGGUCGGCUGUUACACAUCAUCUCGCUGUUAUUGUGUUUUUACAAUAAAAGUUUAUAAAAGCA
Tachysurus vachellii is the source of this 2726-nucleotide messenger RNA. RefSeq names its product branched chain amino-acid transaminase 2, mitochondrial (gene bcat2). Gene Ontology annotation, molecular function: branched-chain-amino-acid:2-oxoglutarate transaminase activity. Gene Ontology annotation, cellular component: mitochondrion. The coding region runs from base 37 to 1218 and encodes 393 amino acids. The transcript has 11 exons. NCBI's taxonomy places the organism in Eukaryota, Metazoa, Chordata, Actinopteri, Siluriformes, Bagridae. Gene Ontology annotation, biological process: L-valine biosynthetic process; L-leucine biosynthetic process. The record is from RefSeq and is a predicted model, not a curated record.